Drosophila eugracilis is the source of this 888-nucleotide messenger RNA. RefSeq names its product tubulin polymerization-promoting protein homolog (gene ringer). Gene Ontology annotation, cellular component: microtubule. Lineage: Eukaryota; Metazoa; Arthropoda; Insecta; Diptera; Drosophilidae. The transcript is spliced from 3 exons. The coding region runs from base 132 to 710 and encodes 192 amino acids. Gene Ontology annotation, biological process: positive regulation of protein polymerization; microtubule polymerization; microtubule bundle formation. Gene Ontology annotation, molecular function: tubulin binding. The record is from RefSeq and is a predicted model, not a curated record.
UUGAGUUUCGACAUCGACAGUAUUCGCGCGUUUGCCUUCAAAUAGUUGGAAAAUAUCCAAGGAAUCAAACUAAGUUUUUUUGGAAAUAAUUGGAGAAUUUUGCUACAUUUUUAAAAACACAAAUAUCCAGCAUGUCCGAGGCAGCAGCAGCUAAUGGAAGCCCCUCUCCAGCUCCAACUCCUGAGGUGCCUGCGGCCGAGUUGGCCCAAUUGGCUCUGGAGGAUGAGCCCAAGGUUAGCUUUUCGGAUCAGUUCAAGGCCUUCUCUAAGUUCGGGGACUCCAAGUCCGAUGGAAAGCUGAUCACGCUCUCGCAGAGUGACAAGUGGAUGAAACAGGCCAAGGUUAUCGACAAGAAGAUCACCACCACGGACACGGGCAUCCACUUCAAGAAGUUCAAGGCCAUGAAGAUCUCACUCACCGACUACAACAAAUUCCUGGACGAUUUGGCUAAGACGAAAAAGGUGGAGCUGUCAGAGAUUAAGCAGAAGUUGGCCGGCUGUGGAGCUCCAGGAGUGGUUUCCGUUUCGGCCGGAAAGGCAGCAGCAGCCGUGGAUCGAUUGACGGAUACCAGCAAGUAUACCGGUUCCCACAAGGAGCGCUUCGAUGCCUCCGGAAAGGGCAAGGGUAUAGCCGGCAGACGCAACGUAGUGGAUGGUUCUGGAUAUGUGAGUGGCUACCAGCACAAGGACACCUACGAUAACGCCCAUUAAAGAGGGAAUCCACCGUUUAAUACCGCCCACACUCUCUUUAAACUGACUUUCUAACUUUUGUGUUUCCCUAGUUAAUGUCUCCCAUUUCGUUUGGUAGCUGCAAUAAUUUAUCCUUGUGUACAUAAUCUAAGUUUGUGAUAAUUUAAGUGCUUACAAAUAAAUUUAUAUAUUUUGAUUA